Cercopithifilaria johnstoni is the source of this 201-nucleotide messenger RNA. NCBI's taxonomy places the organism in Eukaryota, Metazoa, Nematoda, Chromadorea, Rhabditida, Onchocercidae. The record is from the annotation of a GenBank genome assembly.
AUGAGCCAAUUACUCGGAUCAAAGCUAAAGAAAGCUAUACCAAGAUACGUUGAUUACAGGAAAACUGUAUCAAAAACACCGGUAAGAACUGAGGUUUUUGAUUGGGUUAGUGAGAAUGGUGUAAUGACCAGUAAAAGAUAUCCGUAUAAAGAAAAUGACAGUGUUUCAUGUCCGAGCGAAGAAAGACGACAAAAACUAUAA